Messenger RNA from Impatiens glandulifera, 1282 nucleotides. RefSeq names its product IQ domain-containing protein IQM2-like. The record is from RefSeq and is a predicted model, not a curated record. The transcript is spliced from 8 exons. The coding region runs from base 1 to 1170 and encodes 389 amino acids. NCBI's taxonomy places the organism in Eukaryota, Viridiplantae, Streptophyta, Magnoliopsida, Ericales, Balsaminaceae.
AUGAUUCCAGAGGUGGUGACUAUGCGAGAAAGAUUUGCUGUCCAUCCAUCUCAAGUAUGUUUGUUGGAUGACACUGUUGAAAGUUCGAUGUCUUUACAAGAUGAGAUGAUGAAAGAUCGACACACAAUUGAGGAAUUAUACAACCUAUUGUCAAAUGAGGAAAGCAAGCUGGCCGAUUGUGCUGUUGAAGUCGUCGAACAAAGCUGGUGGAAGCUUUUAGAUUUGUUGGAACUCAAGAGAAGUUCCAUAUCUUUCUUUGAAGAAGAUAAACAUGAAACCCCCAUUUCCAGAUGGUCAAGAGCAGGAACCAGAGCUGCAAAGAUUGGAAAAGGUUUAUCUAAGAACAAUAAAGCUCAGAUACUUUUUUUCCCACAUUGGCUUGAGGCUAUUGAUCCACAACAUAGAUAUGGACACAAUCUCAAUUUCUAUUAUGAGAAAUGGUUUGAGUCAUCAAGCAAACAACCCUUCUUCUAUUGGUUGGAUAUCGGCGAAGGGAAAGAGAUAAAUAUCGUCGAAAAAUGUCCAAGAUCGAAACUUCAACAGCAAUGCGUCAAAUACCUUGAUUCAUUGGAGAGGAUGUGUUAUGAGGUGAUGGUAAACGAUGAUGGAAAGCUGGUGUAUAAACAGACGAAUGUUUUUGUGAAUACAAGGAAGGAUUCAAAGUGGAUCUUUGUUCUUAGUACGUCUAUGGUUUUGUACAUAGGCAAGAAGAAGAAAGGUUGUUUUCAACACUCGAGUUUCUUGUCCGGAGCAGCUACGUCGGCGGCUGGGAGAAUUAUUGUCGACAAUGGUCUUCUCAAGGCGGUGUGGCCUUACAGUGGUCAUUAUAGGCCAAACCCAGAGAAUUUUCAGGAUUUUAUUGCGUUUCUUGAAGGGAAUAACGUUGAUUUAACUGAUGUGAAGCUUGAAGUAGGGAAAGAAACCAUAAUAAGGAAACAUGAAAGUUAUAAUCGGGUAAUUGAAGAAUUGUCGUGUAAAUGGAGGAGCAUCGGGGCUGGUCGAAAACCGAACCUUUCUUCAAGAGGAGAAAGUGUUGGAUCAGAUUCGUCAAGCUAUGAGAUGAUGAUGAUGAAGAAGAUGAGUUUAAGUGGUGGUAAUUUGCGUUGUGGAUUCCCGUUUACUACCUCUCAGCUGCAUAAAUUCUCGUCCAGGAUGAUGAUUGAUAGAUAGUAGAUUGAGGAUCGGCCGGUGCUUUCCCAUUUCUUUUGUUUGUUUUUUUAACAAGGAUUUUUUCUUCAUUUUCUCUUCCAAGACUCUUUCUAGGAAACACAGAAAAUGUAAU